GAGGAGCCCGCCAACGACCAGCAGUAUGUAUACUAAUGCAUACCUACUAUUUCAUAUACUAAUGUUGCCUUAGCGCGAUUGAAGAAGCAUAGAGUGCCUUUGAGGCGCUUAAUCCUGAGCCAGUUUACAUCCCUGCAGGUAAUAUGCCGCUAGAGGCCUCCCAGAACAUCGAGUUUCCACGCGUCGUUUGCAAGACCAGAAUCGAAGAGGUCAUUGACCUGAAACCCCCGGAUGGCUCCGAAGUGCGCCUAUCACUCAUGUGGGAGGGACCUGGCCUGCUUGUGUACUUCGAUCACCAGUCCUACCAGUCCCCGCGUUUUCAAGUUACCAUUACCCCUUGGCAAGCUCUGGGGACACUCUAGGCGACUACUCUUGAGAAGCUAGGCCGUCGGUCUAAAGUCUGCUUCGGCUCGGGCACGUUCAGAAAAGUCGGUAAACACCAGAAGCUCAGUCACUUCGACAGAGGCGAGAACACGCCCAAUUAUAUCUAGGGUGUUUAUGGAUGAUGGGAACGAGGAAAACCACAAAUGUCUUACAUCCUGGACAAAUUCUUCUGAUCACUUGAAAGAGAUCUUCGCGCCAUCAUCGUCGCUAUGGAAGCGACCCCGACCUUUUACAUAUAGACGAUCAACAUCGAGAGCAAGGCAGCCAAAGACCCUAAGCAAGGCUGCAAAUCAUGGAAGAAGUUGUCCGAGGGUUCUCGCCGUGCGCGCCUCAAACUCGCUCAGGCCCAGGCACCAACUCCUGAGGCACGCCUACUCGAAGCUCAAGGGAAACCGCACCGCCGAGGUGAACAUCUCGGUUGCAGAUGUGGACGAGGACGUGCCGGACGACGAAAAGGAGCAAGUCGAUGAAGGUCUCACAUACGGCAGUUGUUUCAAGCACCUCUUUGCCGAUGUUAACUGCGAUGAGGGUAAUAAAGUCGACAACCCGAGUUCUCGACUCCAUCAGGCCCUUUUGAAGCCCUUUGCCCCAAUCGUAUGGAUUCAAUCGGCCACUCCGGCGUUGUAUUCUUGGGACGGAAGGCAUGUCACUCCCUGCACGGGUUUGCUGCUGGCGGUGCGUGGUACGCGACUUUUUGGCAGGCACGCGAAUGCAGAAGAACUGGGAGUCGGUCAUUGAGACCAUGAUUGCAAAGGCCUGGGUGGGUCAAGCGGCCGUCAAGGCGUAUGAAGAAGUCCGGUUUCCGUUUCAGUGACUGAGCUAGAGAGGUGCUGUGUUCCUAGUGGCCGUGGUUAGUAGGCACUUCAGAAAGAGAUGGACGAUAGUAUGGCGCAUAAAGGACUAUGCUGUGGCUCCUGUGAUCCUAUCUGCCCAUGGUACCUUGACACCUUGGAGUAAUAAGCCCUGGGAGGGUGCACGUAAGGAUGGAUGGUUGAAGGGAUCUAUCUCACUGCAGCCUUGCCAAGAGGAGAUAUUCAGCCUUGUUCGGCACGACAUGAUCCGGGUUGACCAUUCAUGAUCCACCGGCCACUUGCCGCCACUGGUUGGGUGCAGAUCUGAACU
Molecule: messenger RNA, 1506 nt
Organism: Exophiala viscosa
Lineage: Eukaryota; Fungi; Ascomycota; Eurotiomycetes; Chaetothyriales; Herpotrichiellaceae
Exons: 1
Coding region: 499-1122 (207 amino acids)
Source: RefSeq, a predicted model, not a curated record